CAUGCGGUCCAUACUUAUCCGGUGUAUGGACCCUGUGCACGCGCACGCGCCCGGCUCGCUCUUAAUCAGGAGUUCUGUACAAACCCCCCUGCUUUUCGCCCAUAACCCCGCAUCUCUGACCCCGCUUCUUCUCCGACCCCGGCGCCGUCUCCGCAGCCUGCAUCGUCGUCUCCGGCCGGUUCUCCUGCUCCGGCACGCAAGGAUGACUACUUCAAGGCGUCUUGCUGACAAAAAGAGUGCAAAGUUCCAGAAGAACAUCACAAAGAGGGGCUCUGUGCCUGAAACUACAGUGAAGAAGGGUAAUGACUAUCCUGUUGGACCUAUUGUGCUUGGAUUCUUCAUCUUUGUGGUCAUUGGAUCAUCCUUGUUUCAGAUUAUCAGGACAGCCACUAGCGGCGGGAUGGCUUAAGGUCGAGCUAAAAUAGGACUAUCUGUAUCAGAGUUUCAUCAAUGUGUUUGGGAGGCAAUUUAUGUACCCCAAUAGUAAAGUUCGUUCCUGGAUGAUGUUGAGAGUGAAUCUUACGUCUGUCUUCUGUUACUAAGUUACUAAGUCUAAAUUAGGAGCUGGAGUCAUGCACAUGUUUAAGCUUUGAAAAAUGAUAUAAUAGAACUUUAAGCAUUCAGGAUAAGAAUUAGUUUUCUUCUCUUUGUGAUAAUUUUUCAUGUUGACCACCAGUCCAUCAUGCACAAGUUUUGUCUUAAGUGGCCUGAGUGAACUGAGUUAACUGU
Molecule: messenger RNA, 729 nt
Organism: Brachypodium distachyon (stiff brome)
Lineage: Eukaryota; Viridiplantae; Streptophyta; Magnoliopsida; Poales; Poaceae
Exons: 3
Coding region: 2-409 (135 amino acids)
Biological process (GO): endoplasmic reticulum unfolded protein response
Cellular component (GO): endoplasmic reticulum
Source: RefSeq, a predicted model, not a curated record